AUGUCAUUAUAUGCUUUAAAUGAUGGUUUGCCAGUAGGUAGUAUUGAUAUGCCUACUAUGUUUAACGAAGUAAAUAAUGAAAGAUAUAAUUUUGAUUUUAUAAAUGAAGAGAAUUAUGAUGAUAGCUGGAGAAAUCCAUUAUCCCGUGAAUUAUUUAACAAAUUAGGAGAUCUAGAUGAUAUGGAAAAAAUUGUUUAUGAUAUAACAAACGAUGAUUUUAAAGCAGAAAAACAUUAUGUAUAUACUAUUGAUGGUUAUAAAUUAAAUUUAUAUCAUAUCGUAGAUUCAGAUAAAAAUUACACACCAUUAAAAGAAAAAUCACCAAAAAAAGGAGUAUUUUGUAUAGGGCAUGGGUUAAUGGAAUCAUCUAUAAAUUCAAUAUCAGGUGGAUAUAAUUCAUUGCCUUUUAAAUUGUUAUUAAAAAAUUAUGAUAUUUGGUUGUGUAAUAAUAGAGGUAAUUAUUUAACUGAAUAUGUAGGAAAAAAAUAUGCUAUGAAAAAAAAUUUAGAGAUAUAUACAAUUGAUGAUUUACGUGAUAUUGGUUUUGAUGAAAAUACUUAUUCUACAAAUUUAGUAUGUGAUCAAAUUGAUUUAAAAAAAAAAAAAAACAAAAUUUUUAAAAAAUUAUGUAAAAAAAAAGAUAAAAAUAAGGAUGAAAAUAAAUCGAAUCUAAUUAAAAAUAAACUUGAUAUAAAAAAUAAUUCAUGUUUAAAUAAAAAGGGAAUAAAAAAAAAUUACAAUGAUUGUAAUAAAAGUGAAAUUGGUUCUAAGAUUAGUAUAGCUUCUAACAAUAGUCAAGUUAAAGGCUCAAAUAGUAAUAUUCAAAAAAAUAUAAAAGAUAUUGAAAUAAAACGUUUAAAAAAUAUGAUAUCAAAUAGUAAGCUAUUUACAUCAGAUGAUAUAGAUGUUAAAAAAAUUUAUGAACUUGUUGGUAUAACUGAAAAUGAUUUAAAAUAUUUAGAUAAUAUGAAAAAAGAAGAUAUUGAAAAAAAUAUUAAAGAAACAGAUACAUGGACUUUUGAAGAUAUGGGUAAAAAUGAUAUACCUGCAAUAAUUAAAUAUAUAAAAACUAAAACAAAACAAGAUAAAAUUAUGUAUAUUGGAUUAUCACAAGGCUCUAUAUCACUUUUGAUUGGUGGCUGUUUAAAUCAUUAUGUUAAUAAAAGUAUAGAACGUUGCUAUUUAAUGUCUUUACCUAUUAUUUUGUGGAAAAAAUCUGAAAUAUUUUUUGCAUUAAAAGGGUUUAUAUUUAUAUCAAAACAUUUUAAACAUGUGUUAAAAUUUAGAAAUUAUGCUAUCAAACAUAUUCCAAAAAAAUUUGUGAAACGAUUAAUAACUAAUUUAUCUCAUUUCUUAACUUCGAAUAUAUUAAAACUUGUUCAAAAUGAUAUUUACAAUAAAGAGAUAAUUUAUUUAAAUACUCCAAGUGGAUCUAAUUCAACUGCUAAUGUUCAUAAAUGGUUAUCAUCAUUUGAUAAAACACCGGUAACAGAUAUUUUUGAAAAAAAUUCUAAAAAUUGUACAUUUCCUAUAUGUCUUAUAUAUGGCGAUAAAGAUUGUCUUGUUGAUUCGAAUGCUUCAAUUGAAUAUAUGCAAAAAAUUUUUAAAGAUAAUGAAUUACAGAUAAUUAAAAAAAAUGAAUGGUCCCAUUUAGAUCCGAUGGUUUCAGAUAACGAAGACAUUAUUUUUUCUCACAUUAUGAAAGAUAUAAAAAAAAAAAAAUCGAAGCAAAAUAGUAAAUAA
Messenger RNA from Plasmodium yoelii, 1743 nucleotides. RefSeq names its product steryl ester hydrolase, putative. The coding region runs from base 1 to 1743 and encodes 580 amino acids. The record is from RefSeq and is a predicted model, not a curated record. The transcript has a single exon. Lineage: Eukaryota; Apicomplexa; Aconoidasida; Haemosporida; Plasmodiidae. Gene Ontology annotation, biological process: lipid metabolic process.